CCCCGCGGCCCGGCCUCGCCUCGCGCCUCGCCCGCGGUCGGGCCGGACUGGGCGGUGUCAGCGGAGGCCCUCGGCAAGCGCGUCCGCCGCCGCGCGACACCCGGGCAGCCGCGGCGCCGACGGGAGCGGCAGCGGGAGCCCCGCCAUGGAGACCCGCUACAACCUGAAGAGCCCGGCUGUUAAACGACUGAUGAAAGAAGCGGCCGAAUUGAAAGACCCCACCGAUCAUUACCACGCUCAGCCUCUGGAGGAUAACCUUUUUGAAUGGCACUUCACAGUUAGAGGGCCCCCAGAUUCUGAUUUUGAUGGAGGAGUUUAUCAUGGACGCAUAGUUCUGCCACCAGAGUACCCCAUGAAACCACCGAGCAUUAUUCUGCUAACGGCUAAUGGGCGAUUUGAAGUAGGCAAGAAGAUCUGCCUAAGCAUCUCAGGGCAUCAUCCUGAAACCUGGCAGCCUUCGUGGAGCAUAAGGACAGCAUUGCUGGCCAUCAUUGGUUUUAUGCCAACUAAAGGAGAGGGAGCCAUAGGUUCUCUAGAUUACACACCCGAGGAGAGAAGAGCACUUGCCAAAAAAUCACAAGAUUUCUGUUGUGAAGGCUGUGGCUCUGCCAUGAAGGAUGUCCUAUUGCCUUUAAAAUCUGGAAGUGAUUCCAGCCAGGCUGACCAAGAAGCCAAAGAACUGGCGAGACAAAUUAGUUUUAAGUAUGGAACCCAGAAUCCAUCUGGAGCACCCUUGCCACAACCUACCCAACCAGCUCCUAAGAAUACCUCCAUGAGCCCUCGACAGCGCCGGGCCCAGCAGCAGAGUCAGAGAAGGUCUACUUCCCCCGACGUGACCCAAGGCCAGCCGCCAAGAGCCAACCAUACUGAGCACGGCGGGUCUGCCAUGCUCAUCGUCAUCCUGACUUUGGCACUGGCAGCUCUUAUAUUCCGACGGAUAUAUCUGGCCAAUGAGUACAUAUUUGACUUUGAGUUAUAAUGCUGGUUUGUGACUUAAGAGCUGAGACUCAGUUGCUUCAUUAAACAUUCUGCAUUGGGUAUAACCUAAGGAUUGUUUACAAAAUAUUAUUUUGUAUUUAUCCUUCAUUACUUUUUUAUUGUUAUAAAUUCUUUGUGCUAUAGGUAGACAUUCAGGCCAUGUCCCAACAAUUUGUCCUGCUUAGAUUAAGGGACUGGAAGCCAUAGUUCCUUGUCUAUUUAAUCUACGUCACAAACAAAUAACUUAUUGUGAUUGCUCACACCCAAGCCGCUUUCCCAUGGAUUUGCAAUACUUUUCUAUGUAGUCCUUUGGAGUUUUCAGAUAAAAGGUGAUGUUUUCACAUCCCGAGUAUUACUGGUUACUCAGUAUCACUUACUGAGUACCCGCUCUAGUUGUGUAGAAGAGGGGAUGAAGAACGGCAGGGGGAGGGCACAUUGCUCACUAGUUUCUUGAAAAGCAUCAUAAUAGGACAGACUGGGGUCGCCCAUUCUGUGAUCUUUGUAUUUGAAACUUUGUUCAGUGAGAAUAAUUUUAUUUCAGACAUUGAUGAAGAUCUUGGUUAUAUUUUUGUUUUUGGAUAUUACUUGAAGAGGAAAGGCUUUGUAGUCACUUUGAUAUGCUGUCAACACCUCCAGUAUGCACACAGAUGAGAUCCAUGCCAAGGAAUAGUUCGAAUCUUCUUUCAUGUUAGGUGAGGAGAUCAUAAAGUUUGACUCUGCUCUGCUUUCAUUUGUACCUGAUGUGAGUUAUAUGCUCAGCUCUGUAGUCACUGUAGCUUUAAAUUAUUCCAGGAAUAUACAUAAUAUUCAAAUAUUAAUAGAAGAACUCAGGGCCCAAGUAACAGUAGUAGAGGGAUUAAAAACAAUCCAACUUUUAUUUAGAAUUGUUCACUGGUCAAAGCCCAAGAAAGAUUUCAAUGGAAAAGUUGAUCUAUCACUUAGUGCCAGUCAGUUCCCUAGAUGCUGACAUCGAAUUUGUAAUCAGUGCCUAGUGAGACCACUUAAGGCAGGAUUGCCUUGGGCAUGUUCCUUCAGCAACCUUGAGGGAGCUCUUAAGGGGCCUGUAUUGCUGAUUUAACUGGAAAAUAUAGGUAGUCCUGAGCUUUUAAAUAUAUCAUGCCCAUUUGUAAGCUUUCUUUUGUUUUUUUUUUUUCUUUUGUUUUUUAAAGACAAUAUAAUUGUUAUCUGGGUUCUAGGUCAGUCUACAAAAGUUAGUAGCUCAUACACAUUUUAAGUAUGUGUCAGGGCCAGGCAGUGGUGGCGCACACCUUUAAUCCCAGUACUCGGGAGGCAGAGGCAGGCGGAUCUCUGUGUUUUCGAGGCCAGCCUGGUCUACAGAGCUAGUGCCAGGACAGGCUCCAAAGCAACACAGAGAAACCCUGCCUCGAAAAACCAAAAAAAAAAAAAAAAAAAAAAAAGUAUGUGUCAGGGUGUAGUUGUAAAGUCUUUAUGUGGUUUUAACUAAAUACAAUUUUGAGCAAGAUAGAAACAGCACACAAAAUCAUUUUAGAGGUGAGUGUAAUUUUUACUUCUAUUAUGUGAUUUUUGGGUCUGUUAACAUAAUUUCCAUUUUUAUUUGGUAGCCAGUUUUCGUUGUGUCAACACCUAAAAUUUAAAAAGGUUCUUAUGCUGUAAUAAGUUAAAUUAUUAAAGUUUAAUAGAUUAGCAUUUUAUAGUUAUUCAGAUUGUUUAUGAAAUUGGUAAAGUCUAAAAAGCCAAGAAUAUUGUGACGACCUCAUGACAGGAAGACUAUAGGUUACCAUUUUUUAAAAUUUUCUUGCUGUGAAAGUAUAUUUUGAGGUCUUAGUUUAUAAUACCAAAUAUGAAAAACAUUGAUUGGGUCAGUGGUCUCCUAGAAAGAAGCUAGUAGCCCAGUGGAAGCCUGGGUGGCCUUCCCACUUAGGAGAGAAACCCACACCGUCACCCUGAGCUGAGCUGAGAUGGCUCAUCGCUAGAGCAGUCUUCCUCCCAGCCAGACUGGCAGCUUUGGCAGCUCUGUGAUCCUACUGCAUCUUCCGUGGGCGCCUCUGCUAAGCACUGAGGUUGCUUUGUGAUCUCAUCCAUUCUUCCCUCACUGUUGCUAACUGGCUACCUCCGAAUGUGUGUUGGUAUUUUUUAGCACUUGAUACACACAUCAAAGUGGUACAGUUUACUUCCCACCCAUAAUGCUAUCUAAAAAUUGUCUUCCCACCCCCACCUUGGAAUUACUGAAGAGCCUCCAUUGUUAAAACCUCAGUUUAGCCCUUAGUCCCAGCAUAUGGCCCAAACCAUGUAGACGCUGCUAGGUACAGUCUUAGGAUUCCUGUUUCUCUAGUUCUCAGAUUUAAAAACUCACAGCUUCACUGACCAGCGUAGCAUAUGACUGCACAUCACGGUAGUUAAUAGCAUGCUUGAAAAUUGCCUGUUUCGCUUGUAGAGGUGUGAGCCCAUGAGCCUUCCAGACCUUCUGUAUGUUUGGAGUUUAUGUAGCACUUUACUCUUCCAUGCUGCUGAUUGUUUUAUUCUACUGAAAUAAAAUGAUUUCAUCAAGCUUCUCAAU
Messenger RNA from Microtus oregoni (creeping vole), 3517 nucleotides. RefSeq names its product ubiquitin conjugating enzyme E2 J1 (gene Ube2j1). The record is from RefSeq and is a predicted model, not a curated record. Bases 146 to 979 code for a protein of 277 amino acids. Lineage: Eukaryota; Metazoa; Chordata; Mammalia; Rodentia; Cricetidae. The transcript is spliced from 7 exons.